This is a messenger RNA of Pistacia vera, 1241 nucleotides long. RefSeq names its product glutamate receptor 2.8-like. Gene Ontology annotation, molecular function: signaling receptor activity; ligand-gated monoatomic ion channel activity. Gene Ontology annotation, cellular component: plasma membrane. The record is from RefSeq and is a predicted model, not a curated record. The transcript has 3 exons. Bases 9 to 1241 code for a protein of 410 amino acids. NCBI's taxonomy places the organism in Eukaryota, Viridiplantae, Streptophyta, Magnoliopsida, Sapindales, Anacardiaceae.
GUGUGUCAAUGGUGGUUUUGGUGAAAGAUGAUGAGAAGAAAGACUUCUGGAUAUUCUUAAAGCCAUUGAGUUUGGAUCUUUGGUUAACAACUGGCUUAGUCUUCAUUUUAACAGGUUUGGUUAUAUGGGUUCUUGAGCAUCGUAUAAACACCGAAUUCAGAGGACCUCUAGAGCAUCAACUUGGCACAAUAUUUUGGUUCUCCUUCUCCACACUCGUCUUUGCUCACAGAGAAAAGGUGGUGAACAAUUUGUCAAAAUUUGUGUUGAUUAUAUGGAUUUUUGUGGUACUCAUCUUGACACAAAGUUACACUGCAGGUUUAGCUUCAAUGUUAACAGUGAAGCAGCUGCGGCCUUUGUUUGAUGAUGUGCAAGAGAUCAGAAAACAUGGCUACUUUGUAGGAUACCAGAAUAAUUCUUUUGUGAAAGAUCUCUUAAUGAAUCAACUGAGAUUUAAUGAAGAAAAAUUGAGGCCUUAUAACACCCCAGAAGAGUAUAAUGUAGCAUUGUCUAAAGGAGAGGUGGCUGCAAUUUUUGAUGGAAUCCCAUACAUAAAGCUCUUCCUUAAUAAGUACUGCUCCAACUUCAUGAUGAUCGGACCUAUCUACAGAACUGACGGAUUGGGCUUUGUAAGAUUCUUUAUUCAUGUUAUAACAUUCAAACAUUCAAUUGUGUAUAAGCUUGGCCUUAAUUUGUAUCCUUGCUUCAUAAGAUAUAUAUACAUGGCCUUUCAACAAGGUUCCCCACUGGUUCCUUACAUGUCAAGGGCAAUUUUGAAGGUGACUAAAGACAAAGAUAAAAUGGAAGCAAUUGAGAGAAAGACUUUUCGCAGCAAACCAACUUGUGAAGAUAAAAGCGUGACAAUUUCUUCGGGUAGCAGUCUCAGUGUCUACAGCUUCGGGGAGCUCUUUAUAAUCACAGGAGUUGCUUCCAUUUCUGCACUCUUGUUGCAUCUCUUCAACUUCAUUCGUUCACACUGGCCUGUCUUGAAUGACCACCAUCUUCACUCUGAACGAUCCUUCCUGGCGAAAAUCGUUGAUUUGAUAAAGCAUUUUGACAAAAAAGAUCACUUUUCAUACCAUUUCAAUAGAAGUGAAUUAAGAGUAUAUCCUACACAAAAUCUAGAAGCCAAUGUUGUAGCUUCAGUUCCUAAUCAUAUUGCUGAUAUGCAGAACCAUUCAAGGACUUCUUCCGAAGGAGGAAAGGAUAAUGAUACAUCUAUUGAUACACUACACGCAUCUUAG